Drosophila nasuta is the source of this 1374-nucleotide messenger RNA. RefSeq names its product Zinc-finger protein (gene Zif). The transcript is spliced from 4 exons. The record is from RefSeq and is a predicted model, not a curated record. Bases 103 to 1374 code for a protein of 423 amino acids. NCBI's taxonomy places the organism in Eukaryota, Metazoa, Arthropoda, Insecta, Diptera, Drosophilidae. Gene Ontology annotation, molecular function: zinc ion binding. Gene Ontology annotation, biological process: regulation of gene expression. Gene Ontology annotation, cellular component: nucleus.
AAAAAUGGCGAUUUAUUAAGACGACAGACGCUUUACCUUUACACAACACAGACAGCAAUUUUAACACUAAAAUACUGUUCUAGACAGAAAAUUAAACAAAAAAUGCGCGGCGAACUUGGAACAAAUAUUUGCCGAGUGUGCCUGGAACCCAACCAGCGCUUACAAAGGAUUGAUGAAUCACGUGAGGAAGGCGAGGAGACACCUAAUGAAAUGCUUAUACAGCUGCUGGGCAUUUCAUUCAGCAAGUUAAAUGGCAAAGAACAAAUUCCCGAUGGAAUUUGCAAGCAAUGCAAAGUGGAGCUCAACAUGGCAUUUCAGUUUCGUGAGAAGGCGCUACGCAAGCAAGCAGAAAUCGAAGAAUAUUGCCGCGAACUCGGACUAUUGGACGAUGGCGACGAUUACCUGGUUAAGGAAGAACAGCAUCAUCAUCAGCAAGCCGAGGACGAAGAAAUGAAUGAAUUUGUGAUUAACGAAACACCCUGUGGUGAAGCUGAGGCCGAUGAUGGUGCACAAAAUGAUGAGUAUCUGGAAGUAGAUGGCACGCAUGAGCAGCAGGAAGUCAUCACCGAUGACAUCGAGUACUUGGAGGAUAACUAUACCAUUGAAAUGAAUCCGGAACACGAGGAUGUUGUGCUUGAAGCCAAAUACGAUGACACUGCCACAACAUCGGAUAUUAAACUGCGUCGUGGGCGCACACGUUUGGGCUUAAAUGUGCUGAAAGCAGAUCAUGAGGUCCAGCAGACUUAUGAGAUAUCUACGGCAAACGCAGAUAUGAAACCACGACGAAGGCGAGUACGUGCUGGUCUGAAUUCGUUGCGCACUUCGGAUGGCACAGAGAAGGGUGGCUACGUCUGUGAUGUUUGUGGCAAUUUCUAUGAGAAGCGUGGACGAAUGAUGGAGCAUCGUCGACGCCACGAUGCAGUUUAUCAAUACCAGUGCGAACUCUGUGAUGCCAAGUUCCAAGUGCGAGAACAGUUGCGCAAACACAUGUAUUCGCAUACGGGCAGUAAACCCUUUAAGUGCAGCUACUGCAGUCGCCAGUUCUUUUACGAGAGCGUACUGAAGUCGCACGAAAAUGUGCAUCGUGGCAUCAAACCUUAUGUGUGCAAGGUCUGUGACAAGGCAUUUGCCUACGCUCAUUCACUGACCAAACACGAGCUGAUACACUCGGACAUCAAGCUGUAUCGCUGCGAUUAUUGCCAAAAGGAUUUCCGAUUGUUACAUCAUAUGCGACAGCACGAGGAGACCAAAUGUCAUCAGAAUGCGGUGAUGCUGGCCGAAACACUUAAAUACGAACGCGAAGAGCAAGAAGUGGAGCUGCUUGCGGUGGAGGAUGUUAAGUUUCGAUUGUCCCAGCAAAAUAUGAUCGCAUAG